Molecule: messenger RNA, 747 nt
Organism: Neurospora hispaniola
Lineage: Eukaryota; Fungi; Ascomycota; Sordariomycetes; Sordariales; Sordariaceae
Exons: 1
Coding region: 133-603 (156 amino acids)
Source: RefSeq, a predicted model, not a curated record
AUUUUCGGGAAAUGAGGACAGGCUGCAGUAACAUCAUCAGAACCAUCUACACAAGCAUUCUGGGGCGUUGGAGGUUGCCUUUUUGCUGCCAUCUACAACUUUGCUUUUGGGAGAAGAGACUGGCCAGCUUUCAUGGACGGGGCGUACAAAUCUGACACCAGACAGAUCAGCCACACGGACAGAAGAUUUGCUUACUUCUUAUUAGAGCUACUAGGACAUAUCAUGGCUGGGAGACGUUUCUCCUACAUUUUUGUCCAACAACAACGCGCAAUCCACGUUGCUUUUUUACUCAGACGACUGUCACUUCAUCCACUGUGCCGCUUCUUGAUGUUUACGUCCAUGUUCUACCGACCCGUUGUUCCGAAUUCAGAUCCAGCUCGUCGUGGCUACUCAACGGUUGUUGGCUCUUUGCUGUGUAUCCUGGUGAGACGUCAAGACACACUUCAACCCCCUACAUAUGUCCUAGUAGACUUGCUGCAAAUAUUCGAGCGCGCUUCUAGGAACCCGCUUCUGGAUCGCAGGCAAGGGAUGAAGUUGGCGGUGCAGUACCCGGCUGAGGCCGAAUCCCCAACCACCCACACAACGCACACACAAGCCCGAUGAUCUCAAGCAAGUCUUUGUUUCUUUUUGCUAUUCACAUUGAUCAGCGACCAGCGACUAGGUCACACUAGUCGGGGUGGCUCCCAUUAGUAUGGUUCUUUGAAUCUUGAGGCUGAAUAAAGGGGGCCCUUUUUCUCUACCUACCCU